Messenger RNA from Cucurbita maxima (winter squash), 1702 nucleotides. Its product is annotated as KH domain-containing protein At3g08620-like. The record is from RefSeq and is a predicted model, not a curated record. Gene Ontology annotation, cellular component: nucleus. Gene Ontology annotation, biological process: regulation of mRNA splicing, via spliceosome. Bases 527 to 1375 code for a protein of 282 amino acids. Lineage: Eukaryota; Viridiplantae; Streptophyta; Magnoliopsida; Cucurbitales; Cucurbitaceae. Gene Ontology annotation, molecular function: mRNA binding. The transcript is spliced from 7 exons.
CGAAGGAAACAUCCGAAUGGGAAAAGAAUCCAGAAAAUUACAAUAGUAAAACUCAAAUCCAGUGGGCAGUGGAGAGAGUGAGAGAUUGGGCGCCAAAAAUUGGGAAAUCUUUUACCGCCUUGAUUUUAGCUUCCUUGGAAAGAUGCGGCUGUUUGUCCGACACCCUCCACUCCACCUCCUCCCAGUUGUUUUUAUUCUCAGUUUUUUCUCUUCUCAAUUAUUUCGUUUUACUUUUGUCUCAUACAAUUUUGUCUCUCUAACGGUGAAUACGCACAACACUACAUUGCGUGGGUAAAAAUUUAGGCUAAAAAUUUCGUAGUACUCAGAAAAAAUUUAGGCUUUCUUUCUGCAAAUUCUCCUUUCCUUCGCUUCCUCUACCUCUUCCCUUCAUUGGUAUUGGUAUUGGUAUUGGUAUUGGUAUUGGUGCUUGUGUCCUCCGCAUCAACAGCACCUGAGAACUGUUUCUCUUCCUAUUGUUUUGUUGGUUGAGAUUCCGAAUAGUUUAAAGAAAGAGACCCAAGAAGUAAUGUCAGGUUUGUAUAAUCCCAACUUCUCUCCUGCAAGAGCUGCUUCUCCUCAGAUUAGAAGCAGCGCUGAUGCAGACAGCCACUACUUGUCGGAGCUGUUGGCCGAGCAUCACAAACUCGGACCCUUCAUGCAAAUCCUUCCUAUUUGUAGCCGACUUUUGAAUCAAGAGAUUUUGCGGAUUUCUGGAAUGAUGUCCAACCAAGGUUUUAGUGACUUGGAGAGAUUACGACAAAGAAGCCCUAGCCCAAUGCCUUCUUCUAACCUCGUCUCAAAUGUUUCUGGCGCAGGUUUUGGCGGCUGGAAUGGACUUCCUCAGGAGCAAAUGUUAAGUGGAAAUCCUGGAAUGACAAUGGACUGGCAAGGUGCUCCUGCAAGCCCUAGUUCAUUUACUGUAAAGAGGAUUUUGCAGUUGGAAAUUCCAGUGGACACGUACCCAAAUUUCAAUUUUGUUGGGCGGCUUCUUGGACCCAGAGGCAAUUCUCUGAAACGGGUGGAAGCUACUACAGGAUGUCGUGUGUAUAUUAGAGGAAAGGGGUCAAUUAAAGAUCCAGAUAAGGAAGAGAAACUCCAUGGAAGGCUUGGUUAUGAACACCUGAAUGAACCGCUGCAUGUCCUAAUUGAGGCUGAUUUACCGCCCAAUAUCGUUGAUAUCAGGCUGAGACAGGCACAAGAAAUUAUAGAAGAACUACUCAAACCCGUGGACGAGCCAAAUGAUUAUAUCAAAAGACAACAAUUGCGUGAAUUAGCAAUGCUGAAUUCAAAUUUGAGAGAAGAAAGUCCUGGCCCCAGCGGCAGCGUUUCUCCUUUCAACUCAAGCGGGAUGAAGCGGGCUAAAACUGGUCGCUGAGGGAUCACAUUCCUCUCCAUUACAUAUUCCCUCUCUAUUAUGCAAAUUGAUCACUCAAAUGCCUGCGCCAACAGGUUAGGAUUCAGUUUUUUGAGUUUAUUUAUUAUUUAUUUUUAAACAACAGAAUGUUAAGAGAUGUCUUUCUGUUUUCUCAUUUCUAUUGAGAGAGAGAGAGGGUAAAGAUUAUGUAGUUUUGUUUGGGGGUUUGUAUCCGGUGAGGUGGUUGUGUCAUAUAAACCGAAUAUAAUUAUUGGAUUUAUUCUUGUGUUAGUGAAUUUGAAAUAGUGUGUAAUCUUCUUAGAUUGUAUGUAUUAUGUGGAUCACCAA